AUGUUUUUGAUAGCGUUAAUUUUAGUGAAUAUUGCCAUCGCAGGAAUAAUUUAUUUAUAUGUUAAAUUGACAAUAGGCAUUUGUAAAUGCAGCAAACAUUUAGUGGGUAAAGUGGUUAUAGUGACAGGUGGAGGCAAUGGGAUUGGAUUUGAGACAGCCAAAGAUCUUGCAGACAGAGGAGCUCGCGUUAUUAUCGCCUGCAAUAAUGAAAGCCACGGUAAUGCUGCCAUAAAUGAGAUCAUCGCAGCAACUGGAAAUAGUGAUGUACAUUAUCGAUAUUUGGACCUAGCAUCGUUUAAUUCCAUUAGGAAAUUCGCCGAUGAAAUACUCCAAAGGGAAAAACGUCUCGAUAUUCUUGUAAAUAACGCUGGCAUCUACGGAUCGCAUAAUGUUAAGACUGAAGACGAUUUAUUACUUGGAAUGCAAACCAAUCACUUUGGGCCGUUUUUAUUAACUUGUCUUUUGCUACCACUGCUUAAAUCUACUGCUCCGAGCCGCAUCAUAAAUGUUUCUUCAAUGGCACAUGGACUUGCAACUCUCGACCUUAACAAUCUCAACAUGGAAAAAGAAACUAAAGAAACAUUUAGCAAAAAUCGGGUUUACGCUCUUUCCAAGCUUUGUAAUGUGCUGUUUACACUUGAGCUGAGUAGAAGACUGCAAGGAACGGGGGUUACAGCAAACGCUCUACAUCCAGGAGUAGUGAAAACAAAGAUAUUUGAUGACGUUGAUUCCAUAUUGUUUAAGUUCAUUGUACCUGUCCUAAAACUUUUCUCCAAAACUCAGUGGGAAGGAGCACAAACUACUAUAUAUCUCGCCGUGUCCCCCGAAGUGAAGGAAGUCAGCGGGAAAUAUUUUCGCGACUGUCAUAUGGUAAAAGUGAGCACAGAUCAAGCAUCUGAUGUCGUUCUAGCUCGUAAACUGUGGGAUAUAUCAGAAAAACUCGUUAAAUUAACCUAG
Parnassius mnemosyne (clouded apollo) is the source of this 957-nucleotide messenger RNA. The record is from the annotation of a GenBank genome assembly. Lineage: Eukaryota; Metazoa; Arthropoda; Insecta; Lepidoptera; Papilionidae.